This is a messenger RNA of Caenorhabditis remanei, 378 nucleotides long. RefSeq lists its product as uncharacterized. The coding region runs from base 1 to 378 and encodes 125 amino acids. The record is from RefSeq and is a predicted model, not a curated record. The transcript has 2 exons. Lineage: Eukaryota; Metazoa; Nematoda; Chromadorea; Rhabditida; Rhabditidae.
AUGACAGAAUCGUCAAAAUCCGGACCAUCCACGUCUUCUUCAGCUCAAUUCGAUAUGUCAGAUCUUGGAAUUUCCAUUUCCAGAGAGGACGCCAGUUUUCUCAAUUCAACUAUCCAAUCGACGUCUACAACAUUCCUUCUGAAAAGUGACGACGAUGAUGACGAUCUACUGAUGUCACCGAAUCUUUUCGCCCCAAAAUCGCUGAAAACUGUGAAAAAAUCGAAAAAAUUGACGGUGAUGAAGAGGAAAUCAGAAGUGAUCUCAUCUGGAGACUCGACGACGACGCCGAAAAAGAUUCAGAAGACGUCGAGCUUCUUGACGUCAACGUUGGAUUUGUUGAGUGAGGGGAAGAAGACGAAGAAAAAGUCGAAGAAAUAA